Messenger RNA from Malaya genurostris, 1346 nucleotides. RefSeq lists its product as uncharacterized. Lineage: Eukaryota; Metazoa; Arthropoda; Insecta; Diptera; Culicidae. The record is from RefSeq and is a predicted model, not a curated record. The transcript is spliced from 2 exons. The coding region runs from base 837 to 1346 and encodes 169 amino acids.
ACAUAUAGUUACUUUACAAUUCUCUACGUUUCUAUAUAAUCUAAUCGCAAAACUAAGCGUGAAAUGAAAGAUACAGUUCUAUUCAUUGAGAAUUCAAUGCAGUCCAACUUAGUUUUGCAUCGAUGGUGGUUUUCAAUCAAACUUUCGAUUCUACCCACGUUUAUUCCAUGUUACUAUUGUUUUACAUGUCGUGCAAAUUUCAUUAUUUCUUUCUGUGUGACAAAUAUGCUGAUCAUGUUAGUAGAUGAUUGCAAAACACUAUGGCAAUAGCGGAGUACUCCGUUACGGACUCAGUGGCCAAGAGACACUGAAAACUAACUUUCAAUGAUUUAUCAGAUAUGACUGAAUUGCACACUUCAAAGGAUCUUAUAACUCCAGUUACAGUUCCAGAAUUAUGGGGCAAUGAAUGUUAAACAUAUCUUAUCAUCGAAAAGUCUAUGACGUAAAAAAGUUAUGAAAUUUGCAACACUUGCCUUGACUUGAUUUGAGUAAUACGGUAAGUAAUACGGUUCAUCCCACCACUUUACAGUCUUCUGUUAGAAGAGGAAGAAGGAAGGAAUAGUGCAAAGUUUAAGCAUUAACGGGUUCUACCUGUUAUUUGUUGAUGCACAUAAUAAUUAAUAUUUCUAACUGCGUUCAUAAUAGCAAUCUACUCUGUUGCACAAUUUGUUAUGCUGAAACAAAACUCGUCCGAAUUGUUCGUAAUGAAUCGUUUCCUCCAGAAAAUGGUCAAAACUAGUUUACGCAAUGUACAGGUAAUAAAUAAGUUUGCCAUUUCAGUUCCAGUGCCCUCAGUUCAAUUCAAACAUUCUUUCGUUCAACUUGUAUGAUUCAAAAUGUUGCUCAAGUCAUUGGUGAUCACCGUUUUCCUGAGUUACCUGUGUACGUUCCACUUCUCACAAGCAUGGAUUAUUACUCGAGCCAUAGAUGCUCAAAAGGCUCUUAUCGAACGUGAGGAAGCUCUUUUGGAACAAGCCAAAGUUGCAGUCAAAGACAGAACAGAUAGCGCUUUAAAUACUGUCAAAGAAGGCUUGAUGAAUGUUGGUGAACAAAUACUCUAUUAUGUUUCAUUUCCUGUACGCCUAGGCGAUCAAGUUAGGCAAGGAUCAAGAGGAAUGAUAAACAAUGCGCGAAGCAUGUUGCAGCAGUACAUAGUUACUAGCCUGGCACCGAGAUUUACAGAGACUGGCCGAAGUCUGAACGAUACAAGUAACAUGCCUCUUCUGAGGAUAAAUGAAUCUCCAGAGGAAUCUUCUGAUAGUCUAACGACAGAUAAUAUUUCUACGAAUGUGCCUUCGGAUGGAUCUCUUCAUGAAAUCACUUCUAAUGAUGCGGAAACAGUAUGA